Messenger RNA from Eimeria acervulina, 2994 nucleotides. Its product is annotated as zinc finger (C2H2 type) protein, putative. The record is from RefSeq and is a predicted model, not a curated record. The transcript has 6 exons. NCBI's taxonomy places the organism in Eukaryota, Apicomplexa, Conoidasida, Eucoccidiorida, Eimeriidae. Bases 1 to 2994 code for a protein of 997 amino acids.
AUGGGGGCCCCCUCAGGAGGAAAGGGGCCCCGCCAUCGCGGUCAAGCCCUGCGGGUUUCUUAUGAAAAACUUGCUGCAGCGUCUUCUCCUGCAGCAGCAACUGCAGCAGCAGCUGCUGCUGCACCCACAGCGUCAGGGGCUAACGAAAAUAGCUCCUGGGGACAGCAGCAGCAGCAGCACAAGCAGCAGCAUAGGCAGCAGCAUAAGCAGCAGAGGCGACAGCACCAGGACUUCCAUAAUAAGCGCCAAAGAGUGUUUUGCAUGCAGCAGCAGCAGCAGCAGCAGCAGCAGCAGCAAAUGCUGCCGCAGCAGCAACAUCACCCAGGAGGCAGCAUACCAAUGCAGGCGCACCCCAACAGCAGCAGCAGCAGCAGCAGCAGCAGCUUUUGCUGCUCUCCUCCCCCGCAGGGAAUGUGCAAUGCAGAAGUCUCCUAUGGGCAGCCUCUGCAGCAGCAGCAACUGCAGCAGCAGCAGCAGCAGCAGCACCCACCACCACCGCCGCCGCCGCCUCCUGAUUGGCCGCAGCAGCAGCCGCAACAGCUGAGGCAGCAUGAGCAGCUGGGGCUGCAGCAGCAGCAACCGCAGCUGCAGCAACAGCAGCAGCAAACGCUGCAAUACCAACUGCAGCAGCAGCAAGGCAUGGAGAUGCAUCAAAUGGUGCAGCAGCCACAGCAGCAGCAGCAGCAACAGCAAAUGCAGCCAGCAUUCCAACAGCAGCAACUGCAGCAGCAACUGCAGCAGCAACUGCAGCAACCACUGCAGCAGCCACUGCAGCAGCCCCUGCAGCAGCCACUGCAGCAACCACUGCAGCAGCAACUGCCGCUCCAGCAGCAGAUGCAGCAGCAGUCAUUGCAGCAGCCACUGCAACAGCAGCAGCUACAGCAGCCAGUGCCGCUGAUGCAGCAGCCAAUGCAGCAGCAGAUGCUGCAGCAAGAGGUGCAGCAGCUAGUGCCGCAGCAACAGCACCUGCUGCUGCAACAGCAAGUGCAGCAGCAGCCGCUGAUGCAGCAGCAGCAAACGCUGAUGCAGCAACAGCAGCCCGAGCAGCACCAACUGCAGCAGCAACCAGUGCAGCAACAACCAGUGCAGCAACAACCAGUGCAGCAACAGCCGCUGCAGCAGCAGCCAACGCAGCAGCAGCCAAUGCAGCAGCAGCCAAUGCAGCAGCAGCCAAUGCAGCAGCAUCAGCUCCAUUCGCUGCAGCAGCUGCAGCCACUGCAACAGCAACCGCUGCAGUUGCUGCAGCAGCAGCAGUUGCAGCAGCAGCAACCAAUGCAGCAGCAGCAGCAGCUGCAGCAGCAACCACUGCAGCAGCAACCGCUGCAGCAACAGCAGUUGCAGCAGCAGCAAUUGCAGCAACAGCCACUGCAGCAGCUGCCGCAAGUGCAACAGCAGCAGCAGCUGCAGCAGCAGAGUUACUGGCUCCAAACAGGACUAGCAGGACCUCCUCAAGAGCAGCAGCAGCUGCAGCAGCAGCAGCAGCAUCAGCAGCAAGAUCAGCUGCAGCUGCAGCAGCAACGCACUGGGCGCCACACAAAUCAGAGGAGGCAGCAACGACAGCGGAGGCAGCAGCUUUCAACCCAGCAGCAGCAGCAGCAGGAGCACAUGCAGCCGCCUAUGCAGCAGCAGCAACAACAGCAGCCGCCACUGCUGCAGCAACAGCAGCAGCAGCCAGUGCAGCAUAACUGGCCGCAACAGAUGCACCAGCAGCAGCCACCGCAGGUGCAGCAGCAGCAGCAGCAGCCAGUGCAGCAGCAAUUCAUUGCAGCCCCUCCCCCGCCUCCGCCUCCUCCAGCCCCACCGUGCAGCAGCGGCGCAUGCAGCAGCAGUUACACUCCCAGUAGUGCCUUGCAGCAGCAGCAGCAUCACCAACUGCAGCAGCAGCAGCAGCAACUGCAGCAGCAGCAGCAGCAGUGCUUCGGGGUCCCCACCGCACCUCCUUGCAGCAGCAGCAGCCCUCCGCUUUGGAUUCAGCAGCAGCCGCCGCCACCGCCUCCUUUAAAUACCCCAAUCCAGCAGCAGCAGCAGCAGCAGCAGCAGCAGCCGCUGCAGCACUGGAUUAAGACAGAAGCGGGGACCGGAGUGGCGUCCUAUCGCGAGCGCAGAAGCAAAAAAGGCUUCGAGCGUUUUGCAUGCGGUCCGUGCGAGAAGAGCUUUUCUUCAUUAAGUCGGCUGCAGAGACACGAGAAAGAAGAACAUAUUAAUUGCCCUCAGUUGGGGUGUACGUACACUGGGCCUCCGCAUGCAGUUUGCUUGCAUAAACUCUCUCAUAUGAAGAAUGAACAGGGGGAGAGCAUCGUAGACAGUCCAGCAGAGGUGGCCCUGUGGCUCUCAGCCAGAAAGGCUUCCUUCCCCAAGAAGCGCUCACCAGGAGAAACGUCUACGGGGGCCCUAGACCAUCCGAAGAGUGUUUUGGAGACUAUCUUAAGGAAUUCUCUCGCCAGCAACACCAACGACUCGGUUGGGCGCAUUCCCGAAUCGUGGCUGUCUCCAUACGACAGUGGAAGCUACUGGGGUGUACAGGCACCUCCUUUUAGAGGGCAGCAGCAGAUUAUGUUUAGACCUCCUCUUCGUCUGCUGAUGGAGGCAGCAGACAGAAGGAGGUGGGAGAAGAAGCUUAUUGCUGCUCUUCAUUACUUAGUCCAGAACAACUUCUUCAUGCAGCAGCAGCAGCAGCAACAGCAGCAGCAGCAACAGCAGCAGCAGCAACAGCAACAGCAGCAGCAGCAACAACAGCAGCAGCAGCAGCUUCCGCAAGAUAUGGUGCAGCAGGAUACUACGGAUCAUCAACCUGAGGAAGGUGAGCUGCGGCCAGAAUAUGAAGUGAAACAAGAGGUGCAGCAGCAGCAGCAGCAGCUCUGUGGACCCCAGCAUGCAGCGACGCCGAUGCAGUUUCAAGCGCAGCAGCAGGCAAUGCUGCACCAUUCUCACCAGCAGGAAGCCUUGCAGCAGCAGCUGCAAAUGCAGCAGCACAAGGAAGUGACGCAACACUAG